This is a messenger RNA of Mycetomoellerius zeteki, 5933 nucleotides long. RefSeq names its product DOMON-like domain-containing protein nahoda (gene nahoda). The record is from RefSeq and is a predicted model, not a curated record. The transcript has 17 exons. Lineage: Eukaryota; Metazoa; Arthropoda; Insecta; Hymenoptera; Formicidae. Bases 523 to 4257 code for a protein of 1244 amino acids.
CGGUGUCGCGGUGGCCGAUGGUAUCAUCUCGCGAAUAAGUGGUCCUGCCUGUCUCGAUCCUCGCGAUUUCUCGCCUCCCGCGGACGCUCGAACAUCCGGUCGGCCGCUACCAAAAUGGCCGCGCGCUGAGAAAACUCCCCCGGGUUUCCUAGUGCGAUCUGAACCCUUUUCAGGCGGUGCUUGUUCCCAGGGUUUAUUCUUUCUUGACGAUGACGUCGACACAGAAACGCCUUGGAUAGGAUCCUCCAAUCGCGCAGAUAGAAAGGAAGAUAAAAGGAAGAAACGGAGAACGAAGAGAAAUCGAAAGUCAGAGCCAGAUCGGCCUUACCGAAGUAAGCAGGAGCGACUGGACUCGCUCAUGCCGGGCAGGGCGGAAGGACUCAGAAGUAGCAAUAGCAGUAGCAGGUGGAUCUCAGCAGUGUGUGAGAAAAAAUCAUUGGCAGAAGACGUGGAAACGUGAAGGGUGUGUCAUUUUUUUGCCAGAGACUAUUUUCCCUCGCGAAAACAAGCUUCCACGGAAGGAUGUCGCUCAGAACGGAACGCUCGACGCUCCUCGCGUCGUUCCUGACGCUGCUGAUGACAUUAAUAACGAUGACGUUCUGGCGAACCGCUCACGCUCACGUGGCUCUGACAUUCCCGCCAGCCAGGCACUACGAUCUGGACUUCCUAGAUAAUGCCAGAACGCCGGCACCGUGCGGCAUGCCGCGUGGCCACGUCAAGACAUCAUUACUGGCAGGAAGCAAGUUUAAUGUCACAUGGCACCUCGCCUAUCCCCACAGGGGAGGAUUUCGUCUUCAAAUCUUAGACUUUUAUGACAGACCUCUGAUCGACUUGACGCCCAUCACAAAAAACAGCGAGUUUGUCGAGGGCGAUGCCACGGCGCAGAGGUAUCCAGUGCAGCUGCCGCAAGAUUUCACCUGCACGGACUGCACCAUCAGGUUGCUGCGGGAGGCCGAGGAAUGGGGCUCCAGCUACAGAUUUUGGUCGUGCGCCGACAUCGAUAUUCUCGAUAGAGUGGGUUACAAAGAGAACUGUAGCGGUAAUGGACGUCACCUGCUAGGCAGGUGCAGGUGCGACCGUCUCUACCACGGCGCGAGGUGCGAAAUUAAGGAGGAGUGCGUGGACGACGCGGACUGCGGUAUUCUGGGCACGUGCGUCGACCAUGGUGGCACGACCGUGCCUACCAAGCAGUGCUACUGUAACGCCGGAUGGUUUGGUCCGGGUUGCGCGAAGAGAUCACCGGUGAAAAGUAUCGACGUAAAUUUGGAUGCGUAUUCGAUGAAGCGAUUCUCUGACGACAUCAUAUUCUACUGGCGGAUAUUGAAGGAGAGCAAGGAAGUGGAAGGCAUUCUUGUAGCCAACUCCACAACGUGGAUUGGUUUUUUCCCUACGAUUAAAGAUAUGUUCCCUGAACCACUUCCGCAGCCGGAGCCGAAAUCGGAACCCAUCGACAAAUCGACGCCCAAACCGGAACCAGAACCCAAACCGGAACCAGAACCUGGCGUGGAAGGUGAGAAAUCGAUAGCGAAGAGACGAUCGGCGAAGGCAGAUGCUGCGAAUUUCGGAGUAACAUCGCGACCGGAUGUUGAUGUUACUGUACAGACCAGCGUGACCUAUCAAGUUAGCACAAAACAAGGUCGCAAGAGGAGAUCUCCAAAAUCAUCCGCAGCCUCUGCGCUUGGGAGAGAAGUCGGCGAGGUCAGCGAUGUUAUCGAGCAGAAAACCACCUCUGAGCCAGAAUCCACUUCUGAGCCAGAACCUACCUCUGAGCCAGAACCAAAAUCCGAGCCUGAACCCAGCUCCGAACCAGAGCCGAAAUCUGAGCCUCAACCCAGCUCUGAGCCACAACCAAAAUCCGAGCCUGAACCUAGCUCUGAACCGGAACCAAAAUCCGAGCCUGAACCUAGCACCGAGCCGGAACCAAAAUCCGAACCAGAACCUAGCUCCGAGCCGGAGCCGAAAUCUGAACCAGAACCUAUCUCUGAGCCAGAACCGAAAUCUGAGCCGGAACCGAAAUCCGAACCGGAGCCAAAAUCCGAACCGGAGCCAAAAUCCGAGCCAGAGCCAAUAUCCAAACCGGAGCCAAAAUCCGAACCGGAGUCAAAAUCCGAGCCAGAACCAAAAUCCGAACCGGAGCCUAAUUCUGUACCGGAACCAAAGUCUGAACCGGAACCCAAAUCUGAACCAGAACCCAGCUCAGAACCGGAGCCAAGUGUGGGUCCAAAGUCGGGAGCGACGAAAGCAUCGUUGCCGGCGCCAGGACACAAAUACACGCCUAAGCACGACUUCAACCCCAUGGACUGCACGGACAUUAUAAUCGGCACGGCUCGAGGGACGAGUUACAGGAUCGGCGAUUAUUACACGAGGGAUAGAUCGACGCCGCGCAAGGACGCGUACUGGGACGAGACUGGGAAGGACAGCCUGACGGCUGCGUUCGGCUACGAACGCGACGGCGUCACGACGAUACUCUUCCGCAGGAAGUUGGCCGCAAACGAACCGACCGAUCACGAGAUCCGCGAUGGCAAUAUGCAGGUGAUUUGGGCGAAAGGUCAAGAGCCGGGCAGAUACAUACACCAGCCGGCUAGCGGAAUCGAAAAGGCCAAGGUCGGCGUCAAAGACUUCUACAAGGUGGACGAGCUCAAAUAUCACGGCCAUGGAAUGCAGAGAGGCGUGGUCACCAUGAAUUUCUUCGAUGAAGUUAAAAGACCGGAAUUCGCUGGCGGUGUAGUAUCGCAAGAUGGUAUCUGCGGUGGCCAGUGGCGUUAUCCAAGAAAUUGCUCACCGGAAAAUAACACUUGUGAAUAUGCUAUACAAUGGACAUACAAGGAUAAAACGGAUCUAAUAACGUUCGUAAUCUCCACGACAAAUACCAAUACGUGGACCGGCGUUGGAUUUUCUGAUGACAAUAACAUGUCACAAACCGAUGCCAUACUCGGCUGGGUCGAUAAGACAAAAGGUCAGGCUUUCGUGAUGGACACCUGGAUCAGCGGCUACAAUGCACCGUUGCUAGAUCCAUCACAAGACGUAUAUAACAUCAGCGGUCGCAUCGAAAAUGGCGUAACCACCCUCCGGUUCUCUAGAAAGCGCGUAACGAAAGACGUCAAAGAUUUUUCAUUUACAGAUGAUCACUGUUUAUAUAUGAUGUUCCCGGUGAAAGGAGGCAUAUUUAAUCCGAUCAAUAAGAAGAUUCGAAAACACGACGUAAAACCGGUCGUUUCUUCAGAUAGAAUAUGUAUCAAGUCUUGCGGCCAAGAAGAAAUUGAAGAUCAAAGCACGGUCCCACCUCCAAGAUUCUAUUACGAUGUUGAAAUCAAGCUCGUCAGCUUGGGUGACGGAUUUGUGAUUCCCGAAUCCGAUAGUCCCGAUUUCAAACUAAUCUCGAACAAGAUAUCAGAGAGCUUUGAACCGGUCUUCAAGAUGCUUCCGGGUUACCAUCACGUCCAUCUCAACGAAUUACGAAAAGAUAACGAACGGGGAGUGAUUGCGCGCAUGAACCUAAUAAUCGACAAGAACGAAAUCAAGGGUAGAUCGUUAAAACCCGCUGACACCGGUUUAGAAGUGGAAAAAGCGUUGCGCGAGGCGGUCGUGACCGGUCAAGUCGGUAUACUCGGCGUCGAUCCGCAAUACUUAAUAGUAAGAACACCAAGAGUAAACGACAUAGAGACAGAAGAUGAAAAUGAUCGGCCGCCCUCCGCGACGUACUUGUUCUUGAGCGCGACGAAGUUUUAUAUCGUCGUUGGUUGUGUAGCAGCGUUGCUAGCUCUCGCUCUGCUCCAAGCCAGUUGUACUAUCUACAGGAGCUCAAGAAAACGAGCAACCAAGGAACGUUUGAUUGCCAGUAAUGCCUGGAAGGAUUACGCUUCCGGCGCGAACACAAACUUCGCAUUUGAGGCGUUCGAAACGGAAGAGAAGGCGCCGCCGCCCCCGAUUUCUAGCCUGCCGAGAACCAGGGAGAUGACCGGCAACGGCAUGACUGGCAUGAACGGUACCGAUGCAGUCGAAGGGCCCAACAGGAUGGUCGGACCCAGAGCGACUUACAGUCUUCCACGCGCUCCCGGUGCCAGACACUCGGCGCCUAUCCAGCAUGGUUACUAUACGCAAGAUCGCAGGGAUCAUUACGGGCGACCUAAGAGCAUGCACAAUUCAGGCAUAGCAACUCAAGCGAAUCAACCAGACUUCUACUUCAUGCCCAGCCAGCGAAAGUAUAGCGGCGAGGUUGUGCGCGUUUAUGUGGAUUACAGCAACCAGCCGAAGUAAUCAAGAGAAAGUUCAGAUCAAAAAUCGCGAGAAAACGAUUUACUCGCUUCAUCGAAGCGAUCUGUACAUAUCCGAGUUGUAGUGACAGAGGUCGCGAAGAAAGGACUACGCAACCCCUGUGCGGUGCUAUUUUAUCUGUUUCUUUUUUUCUCUUUCCCCGUGAUUUCUCUCCCCUGAAGAUCCAACUGAAUCGAGUCGCUGGAUUUAGAAAACGGGGAGAGAAAUUGUCCCGUAGGAAGCAUAGAAGUGGCGCUUACGACCAAAGAAAAUAUCCAUGGGGCCCGCGCCCUGUAAUUCUGUAUAGAGCGCAUGAACUCUCGUCAAACUUUUGUGCUUUUGCGGUAGAGAAACUGUACAAUUAUAUAAGUAAAUUUCAUAUAGUAGUCGAAAAUCUGAUAGUCCGAACUGUCCGAGGAUCCCUGGGUCCAAAAUACGAAUCUUACGAUUUAGCAGGAAGUAUUCGAAGAUUCAAGAAAGAUCCAAGGGCCAUAUAACUUAACAUGAAGUAAAUAAGACUUGAAAGACCCACGGAUCCUAGAAUAACAGGAUUCAAUAAUCCUGAAAUUCGAAAAUUCAAAUACCGAUAAAAAAAACAUGUACCUAAGUUUAUCUCAUUCGAUGCGUCUGUUUAUAUCGCGUAAUAGAAUGCCGACAUGCUCAAUGGGAUGCAUUUACAUCAUCUACUCUAAAGAGCAAGCGAGAACGCGCGUUUGAGCAAUAAAACAUUUGUACAUUUUUAAACAAAAAUGCGUCCUGAAUUUCUUUAAUGGAUUACCUUCUUUAAAAUCCUAUUUCCAUACUGUUUUACUUAUGCAGUUGGUCUAUCAGUUUUCAGAGAAGCGGUAGCGCGAUCAUAACGAUAAACAAGCAAAAUACUUACGAAGCGGUUAAUAAUAAUCGUUAUGGAUAAAAAUUGUAAUGCUUGUGACAAUGACGACAUUGUGGAUAUAGAUAAUCGUGUUGGUACGGAUUAUAAAUUAUUACAAUAGAGUGAUAAAAUUAACGAUAUAAUACUUGUAAUAAUUAUAAUAACGAUAGAUGCAGCAGCAGUAGUAACGAUGGCAAUAAUAUUACAGUAUUAAUUACAUUAAUGUCAUUAACAACGGCGUCGCGUGCAGCCAGACUUCCGAAAUAUUUUCACGAGCGAUGGAAUAUAAGGCGACGCCAAAGAUAAACUUUCCCUCUCUCUCUCUCUCUCUUGCGAUCUCUAAAAGUACGCGAGCAUACAUCCGGAAGUCAAUUGUGGCACGCACUGCCCGCGUUCCCUAUUAUUACAUAACUAGUAUCGAGCACAUAUGUUCGGCUCUACCAUAAGUUUUUUUUCUUCGGUCACACGUGCGAAGUUUGAGAAACGAGUUCUACGAAUCUAAUAUUAAUAAUAAUGGCAUACCCACGAACGCGAAUGCAAACGCCGCGCGGAACAAUAGAGCGAUGUAUGUGACGAGUAAACGCGUGACUGAACUAUGGUGCUCGUUAGAAUGCACCUCGAAGCGUUUUGUAAGAAAUUAUAUGUAAUCGCGCACGUAUUCGCGCUCGGUGGGUACGCCAUAUUUUAUCUCUGCAUUUUAUCUCUGCUUUUUUUUAAUCUAUCGGUCUGUUUACUUGUUAGCUUGUCACUCAUACGCAUUAUUUCUCUCUCUCUCUCUCUCUCCCCCUCUUUUUUUCCCAUACACACA